Molecule: messenger RNA, 2607 nt
Organism: Fraxinus pennsylvanica
Lineage: Eukaryota; Viridiplantae; Streptophyta; Magnoliopsida; Lamiales; Oleaceae
Source: the annotation of a GenBank genome assembly
AUGACGACUGGAAACGACUCUCAGACGCCGCCCACCGCUGCCGAACCACAGCUUCACCCGGAGGCUAGCGUCAUCGACGUUGAUGCUGCUUCCUCCAGCGCAAAAGGCUGGGCAGCCGAUGAAGAAUUCUCCGAUCCUUUCGACAUUGGCAACACCAAAAAUGCGUCCCAUGAAUCGCUCAAGCGUUGGAGAGAAGCUGCACUUGUUCUUAAUGCUUCACGUCGGUUCCGGUACACAUUGGAUUUGAAAAAAGAAGAUGAAAAAGAACAACGAAGAAGCAUGAUAAGAGCACAUGCUCAAGUCAUACGGGCUGCAUUGCUCUUCAAAUUGGCAGGACAGCGAGCAAUCGUAUUAGGUACAGCAGUAACUCCUCCAACUCCUAAUGGAGAUUAUGGAAUUGGUCUCGAAGAACUUGCUUCAAUGAGCAGGGACCAUAAUAUUUCUGCACUACAACAAUAUGGAGGGGUUAAAGGGUUAUCAAAGAUUCUAAAAACAAACACAGAAACUGGAAUUGUUGGUGACGAUGAAUUAUCACAACGACGGAAAGCCUUUGGGUCAAAUACAUAUCCUACAAAGAAAGGACGAAGUUUCUUGAGGUUUCUUUGGGAGGCUUGGCAAGAUUUAACCCUCAUCAUCUUAAUAAUUGCCGCUGCAGCAUCGUUGGCUCUUGGCAUAAAAACAGAGGGCCUGGAUGAUGGAUGGUAUGAUGGAGGAAGCAUUACCUUUGCUGUACUUCUUGUUAUCUUUGUUACCGCAACCAGUGAUUACAAGCAGUCACUCCAGUUUCAAAAUCUGAAUGAGGAAAAGCGAAAUGUACAAGUGGAGGUUAUAAGAGGUGGUAGAAGGGAUAAGAUUUCAAUAUAUAACAUUGUCGUUGGCGAUGUCAUACCUCUCAAGAUAGGUGAUCAGGUUCCUGCAGACGGAAUCUUGAUAAACGGUCAUUCUCUUGCCAUUGAUGAAUCUAGCAUGACAGGGGAAAGCAAGAUCGUUCACAAAGACCAGAAAUCACCAUUUUUGAUGUCAGGUUGCAAGGUAGCAGAUGGUGCUGGAACCAUGCUGGUAACGGGUGUGGGAAUUAAUACUGAAUGGGGAUUGUUGAUGGCUAGUAUUUCAGAAGAUACUGGGGAAGAAACACCAUUGCAGGUACGCCUGAAUGGGGUUGCCACUUUCAUAGGCAUCGUUGGGCUGACUGUGGCUCUUUCUGUGCUCAUCGUUCUCUUGACCAGGUUUUUCACUGGGAAUUCAGAAAAUGCUGAUGGAUCUGUUCAGUUUGUCCGUGGGAAGACUAGCAUUGGUCAAACUGUUGAUGGAGCCAUAAAAAUUAUUACCGCUGCAGUCACAAUUGUGGUCGUCGCAGUCCCAGAAGGCCUUCCUCUGGCUGUAACCUUGACCCUAGCGUACUCUAUGAAGAAAAUGAUGGCUGACAAGGCUUUGGUGCGUAGGCUUUCAGCUUGUGAAACUAUGGGAUCUGCAACAACCAUUUGUAGUGAUAAGACUGGAACAUUAACCAUGAAUCAGAUGACAGUAGUUGAGGCCUAUGUUGGGAGAAAGCAAAUUGAUCCUCCUCAAGAUGGCUCACAGCUGAAUGCAGCAGUUUCCUCUCUUCUAGAUGAGGGAAUAGCUCAGAAUACUGCAGGCAGUGUAUUUCCAUCUAAGGACGGUGCAGGAAUAGACAUUUCUGGAUCUCCCACUGAAAAAGCUAUUCUUCAUUGGGGUGUCAAGUUGGGGAUGAAGUUUGAUGCCGUGAGAUCAGAAUCUAUUAUUCUCCACGUUUCUCCUUUUAAUUCCACAAAGAAACGAGCGGGUGUUGCAUUACGAGGACGGACUGACUCUCAAGUUCAUCUACAUUGGAAGGGAGCAGCUGAAGUAAUUUUAGCCUCAUGUUCACAGUAUAUGGAUGCAAAAGGUAGCUUGCAGUCUAUUGAUGAGGACAAUAAGGUUUUUUUCAAAGAUGCUAUUGAAACUAUGGCUGCAAAAAGCUUGAGGUGCGUUGCCAUUGCUUACAGAACUUGUGAAACAGACAAGGUUCCAACCGGUGAAGAACAAUUGGAGCAAUGGACUUUACCCGAAGAUGAUCUUGUUUUGCUUGCAAUUGUUGGUAUAAAGGAUCCUUGCCGUCCAGGUGUCAAAGAUGCAGUGAAACUAUGUACGGAUGCUGGUGUUAAGGUGCGUAUGGUAACUGGAGAUAAUCUUCAAACGGCCAAAGCAAUUGCUAUGGAAUGUGGAAUACUUUCUUCAGAUGCAGAUAAUGUUGAGCACAGUAUUAUAGAAGGGAAGACAUUUCGUGAGUUGUCUGACAAAGAGAGAGAGCAAGUUGCAAAAAAGAUAUCUGUUAUGGGAAGGUCGUCUCCCAGCGACAAGCUUUUGCUCGUUCAAACAUUGCGUAAACUAGGGGAAGUUGUUGCUGUAACUGGAGAUGGAACCAAUGAUGCUCCCGCAUUGCAUGAGGCUGAUAUUGGUCUUGCCAUGGGAAUACAAGGAACUGAAGUUGCAAAAGAAAGCUCAGAUAUCAUUAUCUUGGAUGACAAUUUUUCUUCAGUAGUAAAGGUUGUGCGCUGGGGGCGUUCCGGGAUCAAUUAUGAAAUUUUUCUCAGAUUUGCAAAUUAA